GUAUGAAGUCUUCAUUUUGUUUUUGUAUGAAGUCUUAAUUUUAUUGCUAGAAAUAAAAUCCUUCAAUUGAGAAAUAAAGCCUCCAAGUUAGACCCGUGUUGCCUAUAAAGGCAUUCCUCAAGAUAAUAGACUUUCCUCAUCUUCUCUUGUAAACCCAAUCAGAUUAUUUUCCUUUCUUUAGAAAAUGCAUUCCUCUUAUUCUUUUUCUACUUCUUCGACUUGGAUAAUCUUAAUCACAUUGGCAUGUAUUGUGUUUCGUGCGUCUCUGUCCGAUGCUCAACUUACACCAACCUUUUACGACACUUCAUGUCCUAAUGUUACUAACAUCGUACGUGCCACCAUUGUCAACGAGCUAAGAUCGGACCCUCGUAUCGCCGCGAGCAUCCUUCGUCUUCAUUUCCACGACUGCUUUGUCAAUGGUUGUGACGCAUCGAUCUUGUUAGACAACACGACAUCGUUCCGAACAGAGAAAGAUGCAAUCGGAAACGCAAACUCGGCUAGAGGAUUUCCGGUGAUUGAUACAAUGAAAGCCGCAGUGGAGAGGGCUUGCCCAAGAACCGUUUCAUGCGCAGAUAUGCUCACCAUCGCUGCUCAACAAUCUGUCACGUUGGCAGGAGGUCCUUCUUGGAGGGUUCCUUUGGGGAGAAGAGACAGCUUACAAGCAUUUUUCAAUCUAUCUAAUGUUAAUCUUCCUUCUCCAUUCGCCACACUUCCAGAACUUAAAGACAGAUUUAGAAACGUUGGCCUAGACCGUCCUUCUGAUCUUGUUGCUCUCUCUGGGGGUCACACAUUUGGUAAAAAUCAAUGCCAGUUCAUUAUACGCAGACUAUACAAUUUCAGCAACACAGGUUUACCUGAUCCUACCCUCAAUACUACUUACCUCCAAACUCUUCGUGGACUAUGCCCCCUUAAUGGUAACCUAAGUGCCUUGGUUGAUUUUGAUCUGCGUACCCCUACGGUUUUCGACAACAAAUACUAUGUGAAUCUCAAAGAACAAAAAGGUCUUAUCCAGACUGACCAAGAGUUGUUCUCUAGCCCCAAUGCCACUGACACAAUCCCCUUGGUGAGAGAAUAUGCUGAUGGCACACAAAAAUUCUUCGAUGCGUUUGUGGAGGCCAUGAAUAGGAUGGGCAACAUUACACCUCUUACGGGAACUCAAGGAGAGAUCAGAUUGAAUUGUAAGGUGGUGAACUCCAACUCUCUACUCCAAGAUGUGGUUGAACUCGUUGAUUUCGUUAGCUCUAUAUGAGAAUAUUAUCUCAGUAUGUGGCUACCAAAAUGUAUUUUAUGAUAAAUAAAGUGCUCUCAAGAUGUUACUUGAUUAUAUUUUUUUUUAGAUCACUAGCUGUUGUCUGUUGUGCUUGAAGACUAUAUAAUAAAUAAGUUUUUUUCUAAGUAAUCCA
Messenger RNA from Brassica rapa (field mustard), 1403 nucleotides. Its product is annotated as peroxidase 34. The record is from RefSeq and is a predicted model, not a curated record. NCBI's taxonomy places the organism in Eukaryota, Viridiplantae, Streptophyta, Magnoliopsida, Brassicales, Brassicaceae. Gene Ontology annotation, molecular function: heme binding; peroxidase activity. Gene Ontology annotation, biological process: response to oxidative stress; hydrogen peroxide catabolic process.